Linum trigynum is the source of this 525-nucleotide messenger RNA. Lineage: Eukaryota; Viridiplantae; Streptophyta; Magnoliopsida; Malpighiales; Linaceae. The record is from the annotation of a GenBank genome assembly.
AUGAAGAUGCACCUGAAUGGGAGGGGUGAUAAAGAAAGAAAUCUCGAGACCACCAAUGAGACUUUGAAAAGGAAGGUAGAAAGCUUGGAGAACACUCGCAGUCAACAGAGGAUCACAAUCAAUGAACAGCAUGAGGCCAAUGUCGCUCUCGGGGAAAGGGUAAACCAGUUAGAAGAGAUGGGCCAGCGACUGGAAUUGGCUGUAAAUAGAUAUUAUCAAGAGAUUGAAAGGCUUCAACAGAAGGUCAACCAGUUAAUCGAGAAAAAGGAGGAGCUCCAGGCAGAAGGGCAUGGGUGGCAAAAUAUGGCACAAGCGGCAGAGAACAAUUACCUCAAUGAGACUGCCAAAGUAAAUUGCCUCAAGGGGUUAGUCACCGAUGCAACAAGAAGGGCACAUGGGCUAUCAGUUCAAAUUGAAGAAGUAAGGCAACAAGUUUCUCAAUCGGAAAACCCGGAUCACAACCUCCAAACUUCCCUCGAGAAGAUCCAGCAAGAGCUUAUGUACUAUAGCCAAUUCCACUUUUAA